Messenger RNA from Coniophora puteana RWD-64-598 SS2, 997 nucleotides. RefSeq names its product NAD(P)-binding protein. The transcript has 5 exons. NCBI's taxonomy places the organism in Eukaryota, Fungi, Basidiomycota, Agaricomycetes, Boletales, Coniophoraceae. Bases 27 to 899 code for a protein of 290 amino acids. The record is from RefSeq and is a predicted model, not a curated record.
CCCGUUCACACCCAAACUCAUUCUCAAUGUCUGCUACAUACACCAAGAUCGCAAUUGUUGGCGCUGGUGGAGCCGUCGGCAAACCCACCCUCGACAGCCUCCUCGCCGGCGGCGUCGCCAAGGUCGUCGUGCUCUCUCGGCCGGACUCGACGAACACGUUCCCGUCGCACGCGAACUUGACCGUGGAGAAAGUGAAGUACGACGACGUUAACGUCGUCGCGACCACCCUGAAGAAGCACUCUGUCGAGGUGCUGGUCUCCACGGUCGGCUUUGGGGGACUCGAGGGGCAGACCGUGCUCGCCGACGCAGCGAAGCAGGCCGGUGUUCAGCUGUUUGUGCCCUCCGAGUUUGGCUUUCCGACCGAAGGCGUGACGGAGGGUUUCUUGACGUUGAAGGCGAAGGUCGCUGACUACUCCAAGUCUAUCGGGCUCCCUGUCGCCCGCGUCUACACCGGACUAUUUGCGGAGUACGCCCCGUGGGUAGGCUCGGUGCAGGAGAGUGGAAAAUUCCUGCUCCUGAACCCGGGCGACAAAGAGUUCAGCUUGACCGCGCUCCCCGAUAUUGGAGGCUUUGUCGCCUACGCAGUGACUAAAUUACCUCCCAAUAAACUCCAGAACGCAACCUUCCGCCUGGAAGGCGAUCGCUUCACUCUCGCCGGGCUCGCCAACCUGUUCCAGGAACUCAAGUCGGUGUCCGUCGAGCGCGUGGACAAGUUCCCCGAGGACAUUCCCGGCGUCCAGGUCAAGGCGUACCUUGUGGGGCAGAUCAACGUUGGGAAGGGCAGCACGAGCUACGACAAUGUGCAGGGCAAAGAGUUGGGCCCGAGCGCGAACUCCAACAGUCUGUGGGAGGGUCACAAGUGGAAGACGGCGAGGGAGGUGCUGAGUGCGGGUCAGUAGCCUGCAUGAAGACAUAGCAUGUAAAAUCUGUAUUGUAAUUACUUAGCAAACGAAGCAUUGAAAACUAAACUGAAGAAAUCACACCACAUUGAUAAGAC